AUGUUAAAUUCUGUAUAUCCGUCCAAAAAGAAUAUCCGUCUCCCUCCUGAAGUUAGCAGAAUUCUUUAUUUAAGAAACCUUCCAUAUAAAAUAACAUCCGAGGAGUUAUAUGAUAUCUUUGGUAAAUACGGUUCCGUACGCCAGAUCAGGAAGGGAAAUAGUGCUACAACAAAGGGUACCGCCUUUGUAGUUUACGACGAUAUAUUUGAUGCUAAAAACGCCUUGGACCAUUUGUCAGGAUUUAAUGUUGCUGGAAGGUAUUUGGUUGUUCUGUACUAUAAUCCGGCAAGAGUAAAUAAGAGAAAGGAUUUGGAUAAACAAGAAGCUGAUUUAAAGAGGAUAAGAACUGCAAUGAACCAAAACAAUUAA
Molecule: messenger RNA, 369 nt
Organism: Theileria annulata
Lineage: Eukaryota; Apicomplexa; Aconoidasida; Piroplasmida; Theileriidae
Product: RNA binding protein, putative
Exons: 4
Coding region: 1-369 (122 amino acids)
Biological process (GO): mRNA splicing, via spliceosome
Cellular component (GO): precatalytic spliceosome; U2 snRNP; catalytic step 2 spliceosome
Molecular function (GO): RNA binding
Source: RefSeq, a predicted model, not a curated record